Molecule: messenger RNA, 1331 nt
Organism: Brachypodium distachyon (stiff brome)
Lineage: Eukaryota; Viridiplantae; Streptophyta; Magnoliopsida; Poales; Poaceae
Exons: 4
Coding region: 50-1129 (359 amino acids)
Source: RefSeq, a predicted model, not a curated record
CUCGCCCAAUCUCUUUCUCCACACACACAAGGCAAUUGAAAGAGUAGUCAUGGCCAAUUUCCAGAUGAAAUCUUACAGCGGCCCAUCCUGGGAGAACGGCCAGAUCGAUUUCCCAAGCUUGUAUCUGAGGCGGCUGGAUUCCGGCGACAAGAAGAACCAGCAUGUAGUGAUAGACGGGUUUGGUAGUACCGAUUUGGGCCAGACGUCCAUCGUCGACUGUGGAAUCUACGACGGCGCCGACGACAAUGCGAAUCUGGUCGCCCGUGCGAAAGGCAUGCGUAUGAAUGCUGAUCACAGCUGGUGCAAUUUAUUCGUCAUAGUCUUCGAGCUUGACGGGUUCAAAGGAUCCACGCUUGCGGUAAUGGGAGCAACCAUGGAGAAAGCAAGUGAAACAAGUAUUGAGGAGAAAGGCGAAUGGGCUAUUGUUGGAGGGACCGGUGAGUUUGCAAUGGCGCGCGGCCUCAUCAAGAGAAAAGGACGCCAGAUGGUAUCUGGAGGAGAAAUAUUAGAGCUUUCUCUGGAAGUAUACUGCCGCACCACCAAGGUUGCGCCUCGUCCUGCAAUCCCAACGGCGGUUGCGUCUCCCGCUCCCGCUCCGGUACCUAUUGCAACACGCCCGCCGCCCCCAGUGUCUGUGGUGCGUGCCCCCAAAGAGUACGGACCAAAGGGCCAUCCGGGUUCGAACCCUAAUAACUUCGACCCAAAGAGAUCGUCACGUCUAAAGAGUGUGCGAACCUACCAUUAUUUUGGUGUCAAUGGAAUUAAAUUCACUUACACGGACACAUUAGAUGGCCAAGAACACUACUCUCUCAUUGGUAAUUUGGGUUUUGGACGUUCGACUGCUGAAACCGUACUUGAGAUUCUUCCAAAUGAGUGGGUGACAAAGGUGUCAGGAACUUACGGGUCGCACAUGGACAGCCGCCAUGGGCGAACGAGAGCUAUUUAUUCGCUUAUCCUGGAAACCAACCUCGGCAGGAAAUUACAAGCUACCGGAAAUGGUCGUAGCGACAACGGAGACGGCGCAUCCUUCAGCAUUGUUGUGGACGGAAACGAAACAACCUUGGGCUUCUUUGGACAAAAUAAUGGUUACGGCCCCAUUAACAUUGGUAUCUACACGGUCCCUAAUUAGAAGAUCCAGUGUUGCUUCUCUAUUUCACGCAAAAAUAAAUAAUUGUGAUGGCAAGGAUCUACCGACCUAGUAUGCCGCAUGUGCCAGCUUUCUCUUGCAGCAAGUGUUUUCUUUGUAUUGUAACUCAUUAUGUUAUAUGUGGAAUCCGUAUUGGACUUUGUGUACGCACGGUAACCUUGUGAUCCAUUGUGGUCUAAAAAAA